AUGAAUCGAAACAAAGACUUAGAUGAACUUCUCUUCAAAAAGAAUAAUGAUUUAAAAUAAGAUUUAGAGAAACCUCCAUAUCCUCACAUAGAUAUUACAAUAACAUCUUAUAGUGAAAUAUCUGAUGGAACUCCAAAUAAAUUUCCAAUUAAAAAAGUAUAUACAGAAUAAAAUUUUUGUUAACAUUAAAAAAAAAGAAUACUAACUUAAGAAGAAUAAAUUCAUUAAUAAAAUCUUAUGUAAGCAUCUAAUUCAAUUUUGGAAUCUAUGACACCAUAAAGAAUGAAUAAAUUAAUUGAUUGGUCAAAGUAUAAUGUAACACCUGGAGAUGGUAAAAAUAUCUUUCCUCAAGUUUCAGGACCAAGCAUUGAGUUUUCAAAUGAAAAUUCAUUAAAUUUUAAAUAACCGUAAAAACUUAAUUUAAACAGUGAUAUACUCUUAAAUAAGUAUAUUGAAAUUGAAGAGAGAUUAAAAUUAUUAUAAGCUAAACAUAAAGACUUUUCAACACUUGAGACAUUAAGAGGUAAAAAUCUUUAAAUUGCUUCGUAAAAAAUUGUUAGUUAGCAAGAAGUUAUAAAAGCAAAGGAUAAAAUUAUUGAUGAAUUAAAUUUAGAAAUUAAAAAGAUGAAAGAAAAUGAUGUUUAAAUUAAAGAUCUACUUUAAGUAAUUGAAUAAAAGGAUUAAAUUUUAAGUGAAUUCAAAAAUAAAGUUGAUUAAGAGAAAAUAAUUGAAAAUUAAGAACAAUAAAUUCAAAAUCUAACUAACAGAUUAAAAAAAGAAAUUGAAUACAGAAAAUAAGAUGAAAACAUGUUAUCUGAAAUGAAACUAAAAGAAAUUAAAAGAUCAAGUGUUUUUGAACACAAAAUUAAAUGUUAAGCUUGUUCCUAAAGUACAUAAGAAUUGAAAAAUAUAUUAUAAGAAUGUUCAAUUGAAGAUGAUCAGAAUAUUUUAGAUGGAGAUAUGUCAGUACCAAUGUAAAUUAGAGAAGUAGUUACCCUACUAUUAACAAAAUAAAGAGAAUAAAUAGAUAUAGCAUUCUAAUAAUAUGAAGAAUAGUUAAAAGAAUUAUCUGAUUAGAUUGAAUAUUUUAAAGAAUAAAAUAACAAUUUAAUUGAGGAAAAUAAUAAAUUACAAAAUUAAUUAUAGAUUAUUUUAAAUUAAAGAGGAGAAUAAGAAAAAAAAUUGUAUGAAGAAUUUGAAAAAGUAAAAAAGAUCAAUAUCCUUCUCAUUUAAGAAAAUUAAGAGUUUAAAUAAUAGUUUUAGUCUCCAAGAAGUAAAGACAUAAUAAAAUCUCUAGAUGUAGAGAAUUUAGGACAUUUCAAAUCUAUUUAAACUGAUAGAUCUGGUGUAAACAAUGAAAUGGGUCAAAUAAAAUAAUAAUUUUAAAAUCAAAUAAAGGAUUUACUCUUAAAAAUAUCAGAAUAAGAAAAGUAAAUAUAAUAAUUAAAGAAUGAUUCAUUUAGAAAUUUAUCUUCAUCUCAAAAGAAACAAAAUUAAUUAAAUUAAGUUUCAUAAAAUGAAAUGAAAUAAUAAUAACAAAAACUAAAAGAAAAAGAUAAAAAAAAUAUAGAACUUUAUUCAUAGAUUAAAUAACUAUAGUAGACAUAAAAAGAUAAUGAAUAAGUAAUUUAAGAAUUUAAAAAUGAGUUAGAGAAACAAAAAAAGAAACUUUAACUAAAAAAUAAUGAAGUUAAGCAAUUAAUAGAAUAGAAUAAACAAUUUUAAGAUAAAAAUACAGAUUUAAACCAGAAGAUUCUUCUUCUUCAAUAAUAAUUGAUUUAGUAGGAAUCUGAUUUAAAUAUAAUAAAUAUUAAAUAAUCUCCAAAUAAUAAGAGUAUGGAAUAAGAGAGAGUGGUUAGUUAAUAUUUAUAAUCAAAUUUGAAUUAGCAAUAAUUAAAUUAAUUAGUUGAUGAAUACAAGAGUUAUUAAUCAGAAUUUAUAGAUUUGAAACAAGUAUUUACAGAGAAACUGAGACAACAUGAAAUUUUAUAAAAUGUAUUAUUAAUAAUAAUAAUAAUUAGAAAAUAUAAAAGCUUCAACAAGACAAUAAUGAAUUGUUUUAGCAAAAUUAAAAGUUAAUAAUGGAAAAUCAGAGUCAUAAAAAUGAUAAAAUAACAAAAAGAAUAUCUGAAGAAAUUACAACAGGAGUAAGAUGUUCUGCAGCAACUCGAGAUUCUAUUAAUAUAAAAUCAUUUAUUUAAUAAGGAGAUGAGGAAUACUCAAAAAGAAAAUAAUUAAAUAUUUUAGAUCUAAUAUAACCUGAAUUAAUGUCUACUGAUGAAACUCUAUAUAUUCUAAAGGAAAUAUUGAUUCGAUCUGUAAAGUCUAUAGAGUUGAUAAAGAAAAUAUGUUAGAUAACUGAACUAAAAGAAUUGAUAUUCAUACUUUAAUAAGUGGAUGAAAAAUACUAGAGUUCCAAUAAAAAAUUGACAAAAGUGAUUAGUUGUAUUUUAGGAGAAAAAAGAAAAAUAAAAUAUACAAAUAGAAGUGAAAAAGCAGAUUUCUAUAAUUCUUGA
Paramecium sonneborni is the source of this 2516-nucleotide messenger RNA. The record is from the annotation of a GenBank genome assembly. NCBI's taxonomy places the organism in Eukaryota, Ciliophora, Oligohymenophorea, Peniculida, Parameciidae.